UCAGAUAAAUACCACCACAGAGUCGAACUGCUCUUCAUUCUCCAAGAAGACAAGACCACAACUGGUGUCCAGAGCAGCAUGGCUCCAUCACUUCUUGCAACAGCAGGGGGACUUCUUUUACUUUUCUCCUUCUCAUCAGCACAAACCAGAGGAGACAACAUCCAAGCAUGCACCCCAAAUGAUGGCUUUGGAAAGUACUGUCCUACUACAUGUGGAGUGGCUGAUUACCUACUGAGGUAUAUGCCAGAAGUGACCAGGGAUUUGAACAAUUUGCAAAGAGAACUGGAGACAAUUGCAAAUUUGACCAAUGGGGCUGAAGAAACAAUUGUCUACAUGAAAGAUUCUGCUACUUCAGCUCAAAAGAGUUCCCCACAAGACUCGUACUUCAAAAAGUCAUCGAGUAUGCUGGACGAAGUCCUUCGCUUUGAAAAGACCAUCACUACACAGGAACAACAAAUAUUUGAUCUUCAGAAUCUAAUUUCAUCUAACGAGAGGAGAAUGGCAGAUUUGAAACAACUCUCCAUUCAGCUACAGCAGAAAUGCAGUGAGCCUUGCAGAGACACGGUUGCAAUCCAACCCACCACAGGAACAGACUGCCAGGAUAUUGCAAACAAGGGUGCUACUGUCAGCGGCCUUUACUACGUGAGGCCAGCGAAAGCCACUGAGCAGUUCCUGGUCUAUUGUGAGAUAGACAGCUUUGGACGUGGCUUCACAGUAAUACAGAGGAGACGCGAUGGCAGUGUGGACUUCCACAAGGACUGGAUCCAGUACAAGGAGGGCUUUGGUUAUCUCUCCCCAGAUGACACCACAGAGUUCUGGCUCGGCAACGAGAAGAUCCAUCUGCUGACUGCAAGCACCACCAUCCCAACUGUGCUGAGGAUAGAGCUUGUUGACUGGGAGGGCAACACAAGGUAUGCAGACUACACCAUGUUCAGACUGGGAGCGGAGGCCGACAUGUACCGUCUGACCUAUGGUUACUACUUUGGCGGUGACGCCGGAGACGCUUUCGAUGGCUUUGACUUUGGAGAUGACCCCAGUGACAAGUUCUACACAUCACACAACGGCAUGCAGUUCAGUACCUUUGACAAGGACAAUGAUAAGUAUGAUGGCAACUGCGCCCAGCAGGAUGGCUCUGGCUGGUGGAUGAACAGAUGUCACGCCGCACAUUUGAACGGCAAAUACUACCAGGGUGGCAGGUACACAGAAAAGGAUGCAGGUGAAUAUGGCUUCGACAACGGCAUCAUCUGGGUCACAUGGCACAACCGCUGGUACUCCCUGAAAGAGACCACCAUGAAGCUCAUUCCCCUCAGCCGCAUCGUAGCAGGCGGUGGACAGCAGGCAGGUGUGAAACAGUUUGCCGGACUUGGAGACGCAUAAAAAGCAGGCACAUGGGUUUUGUGGUCUUUAUUUACAACAACCCUGCAACCACAUUAGAUCAAAUAAAAUGCCUCCAAGGAAAAUUUCUGACUUCAUAAUGUGUCUCCAUGUGAUGUUUGCAUGCUGUGGUGAUGUGACCAUGCCGGACACUGAGAUUCACAUUUUCCUCUCCUUCUUCAGUGUUGUUUUGAACACUAAAUAAAUGUAUUUUCUCUACCAA
Toxotes jaculatrix (banded archerfish) is the source of this 1597-nucleotide messenger RNA. RefSeq names its product fibrinogen gamma chain (gene fgg). The record is from RefSeq and is a predicted model, not a curated record. The transcript is spliced from 9 exons. Lineage: Eukaryota; Metazoa; Chordata; Actinopteri; Toxotidae. Gene Ontology annotation, biological process: blood coagulation; platelet activation; protein polymerization. Gene Ontology annotation, cellular component: fibrinogen complex. Bases 79 to 1377 code for a protein of 432 amino acids. Gene Ontology annotation, molecular function: signaling receptor binding.